This is a messenger RNA of Stylophora pistillata, 7758 nucleotides long. RefSeq names its product transient receptor potential cation channel subfamily A member 1 homolog. Gene Ontology annotation, cellular component: transmembrane transporter complex; membrane. Gene Ontology annotation, biological process: monoatomic ion transmembrane transport. Gene Ontology annotation, molecular function: monoatomic ion channel activity; protein binding. Lineage: Eukaryota; Metazoa; Cnidaria; Anthozoa; Scleractinia; Pocilloporidae. The record is from RefSeq and is a predicted model, not a curated record.
UUUACAUGAAAACCAAAACGUAGUAACUGCAGAGAAAUUUUCGUCACAAUAUUUAAAAAGAAGAGGCGUUGAUUUUUUAAUCAAACGUUCGAUUGAAUACAGCGGCAUCGUGCGCCAAAAUCGAAGAACAAGAUGAUAGCUCUACAAUCGAUUGAGGAUAUGUUGCUUCCUUUGUCAGACUCCUGCCGUUAAUAAUCAGUUACCCGUGUGUGCACUCGUCCGUCAAAUAUGGCGGAGGAUAUAAAACUAACAGAACAAGAUUAUGUGAGAUUCUCAGAUGGAAAAGGAAGUCCAGCAGUCCAUUUGAAACAAAGUACAUCUAGUAGAAAUACGGUUUCACCCCUAAGUAACACCAUGAAGGACCCUGAUCACUCCUUGGAACUAGACAGAAUACUUUUGCCAAACGAGAAUUCGAAAGGGGAGCGACUUUGUCACGGAGCCCUAAAGAUGCUGUCUCGUGGUAAAGGCGCCAGUAUUUUCGAUGCUGUUAACUUAAAGGAGGCAGACUUUGGAGCUGUAGACAAGGAAUUACUGACUGCCAAGGACAAAGAGGGUUUUACUUUGCUUCACCAUGCUUCACGAUGCAACAAAGUUGAUGAGGUUAUCUGGCUGUUGGAUAAGGGGGUCGAAAUCGACGCACUAGGAAAUUACGGGCUCACUGCUCUCAAUAUCGCCGUCAGAAAUAAUAGCACAGAGGUUGUAAAAAUCUUACUUCAAAAAGGCGCAGACCCUUCAAUACCUGACGAGGAAAACGAGACGCCACUCCUUUUCGCUGCUCGGCGAGGGUACAAUGAAAUAGCAGCCCUACUCCUGAAGGAUUCCAGGACUGAAGUAAACCGUCCUAACUCGGCAGAAUUUACGCCUUUCCAUGGGGCGAGUGGUGGUGGUGACCGUUCGCUUUGUGAAAUGCUCUUGAAACAUGGUGCUGAUUUAUUUGCAAAAACUGGUAACCUUUCGACUGCACUUCAUUUUGUGGCUUUCAACGCAAACACAGGUGUCUGUGAACUUCUCAUCUCCACAGCCAAGAAUAAAUGUCCGUCUUUGAAAGACUUUUUGGAUGCUAAAGAUGUCGAGGACAAUACAGCUUUGCACAUAUGUUGUCGAAAGGGAUGUUCUGGAGUCGCCGCAUUGUUGCUACGUUAUGGAGCGGAUUAUGAAGCAAUAACCGGAGUGAAUUUCAGCACUCCUCUCCAUCUCACUGCAAUGUAUGGCCACGAGGAAAUAACAAAGCUGUUAAUUUCUUGUGGCGCUGACAUUUUUCGCAAAGAUGGACAUUUGCAGACGCCCCUUCAUAGGGCUGCUAUAUUCAAUCAGGUGAAUAUAGUCAAAAUCUUGUUGGAUAAUAGAGCCGAUAAGGAGGAUAAAGAUAUGAUGGAUAUGACUCCAUUUCUGGGUGCUGUUGUUCAUGGAUCUAGAGAAACAGCAGAGCUGCUGCUCAAACAAGGAACAGACAUUAUGGCAGUCGAUUCCGAGCACAACAGUUGCCUUCAUUUAGGCGUGAAACACAAACGCGUAGAGAUUGUCAAAAUGCUGCUGGUCACUGAAGGAAUAGAAAAUCUGAUGAAGCUGAGGAAUAACGAGCUACAAACUUUCGUGCAUGUUGCGGCUUCUGUCAAGCAAAAAGAGAUUCUUGACAUCGUUCUUCGAGACGACUUUUGGUUGAGACAACGGGAUAAAAACGAAAGAAUACCACUUCAUGUUGCAGCAGAAAAUGGCUCACUGGAAUGUGUUGAAUCUCUACUGAGUUGUCAGGCGCUUUUUAUUUACGGAAACGACAGAGAUAAGGACGGAAGGAGUCCACUCCAUCUCGCGGCUUAUAACAAGCACUUAGAAACUUGCGCUGUUCUGAUGUCUAAAGGAAGUGACGUAACCGCACGUGACAACCAACAGAGCACUCCACUUCAUCUAGCCGUCGAGGUUGGCUCAUUGGAAACUGUGCGACUGUUGUUGACUCCGAUGCUGCCAAAUACACUUGAGGUUAAAGAUAAGGAUCAAAACACACCGCUUCAUGUAGCAGGAAUGCAUAAUCGUGUCGAAAUUUUAAAGUUUCUUAUGGACCAAGGAGCUGAUGUCGCUGCUCGAAAUAGUAAGAAUAUGACCUGUCUCGACGAGGCUAUCGAGUGGAAUUCAGUUGAAGUGGCAGAGACACUCGUCAGGCAUAAAAGAUGGAAGGAGGUUUUGUGCAAUACUCCUGUGGACCAAAUUAAACCCAUGGAGAAACUGAUAGAAAAGCUCCCGGGAAUAGCAGAAAUUGUUUUGGAUCAGUGCAUCAGCUACAGCGACCUGCCAACUAAUCAUCCUGAUUUCACGGUGUCUUUCAAUUUCCUUCCUUUGGAUCCGGCUGAUGAUACAUCAGGCCAUCAUUACUUUUUUGGUCCGGCUUGCAUGGCAAAGUAUCGUCGAGAGAGCCUAUUGGAUCAUUGUGUUACGCAGACACUUUUGAAUUGGAAAUGGCUUGUUCUAGGAAAGUAUGUUAACUAUUUUAACUUUGCAGUUUUCAUCAUAUUUCUUGUAGUUUUUUCCGUGUUCAUCGUGCAGCAAAGGGACAAAGUGAACUUUUCAAGUGGUAAUGCAAUUACCGAGGCUGGCGAGGAUUCGAAGAGCCUGCCAGGAGUUAUCUUUGCAUUCUUAGUUGUAUCCUUGUUAAAAGAAAUAUUUCAGAUAUUUUGGCAGCGGCUUGAAUACUUUAAGGAUUACAUAAAUUUUGUGGAUCUAAGCAUGUAUAUGAGCACUUUGAUCUUCAUUCUACCUUAUUUGGCCAACCAAGAGCUUUACGGAGAUGUUCGCGUACAGUGGACUUUUGGAACCUUAGCCUUAUUGCUAUGCUACACAAAUUGGUGCCUCUCUUUACGUCGAGUAACUUCCUUGUCGUUGUACAUAACCAUGUACAUCGAGGUGCUGCUGACAUUUGCGAAGGUAAUUCUCAUCUUUGCCGUCUUGCUCUUGGGAUUUACAUUGGUCUUCUUCGUUCUUUUAAAAGAAGAGGAUAACUUUUCAUCUGUUUGGUUUUCGAUGGUGAAAGUAUUUGUAAUGAUGUUGGGGGAAGUGGACUACACCGAUAUGCUUUCUGACAACGUGGUGAACAGCGCCAAAGUCCCGGGCACGAGCAUUCUGUACGUUCCUUUCCCGGAACUGUCGUAUGUCUUGUUCGUAGUGUUCGUCUUGUCGGUCUCUGUCGUCCUUAUGAAUCUCCUGGUUGGUCUGGCCGUUGGAGACAUUGACUCUAUUCAGAAGACAGCAACUCUGCGAAAUCUGAUAGAUCAAGCUUUGCUGGUGGAUAGUAUACGGAAGAGAUAUCCGACGUGGAUAUUACGGCUAACUUACAAAGAUUACCUUGAUUUCAAACUGAAUCAGAACACGACGAUUAAGAGAUUUGUAUUAUCUGGUACGGGUCUCUCAAAUGACGAUUUUCUGGAUAUCAUUAGCAAGAACGAUUCCAGCCAAAACGAAGCUGAAGCUGACUUGGAUGAGUACGAUCAGCACAUAAUAAAAAGGCAAGAAGAACAAAUAAAGACACUUCAAGCCACAGUAGACGCACAAAGCAAAUUACUCAUUGCCAUAGCUAAAAAACUGGGAAUAAAUGACUCUGAUAGCUGCAGCUUUUUUAACUUUUCAAGAGAUACUGCUAGACUGAGGUCUGGGGGCACUAAACGAAGCAACGCAUCUCUUAACAAAGUUGAUCCUUGGUUCGACAACGAUUCUAUGGAACUCAUAAGGUACAACCCGGGUGAAUUUGAUGGAUCUCGUAUCCAAACUCCUGAAAUUGAAGUAUAUAAGCCGGCCAUGAAUACCCUGAUAUACUUCGCAAACGAAAAUAUUGCUGCCAAAGUAAAUGUGAACGCAUUGAAUCAGGAAGGACUGGCCCCUAUUCAUCUUGCUGUUCGCAUCAAUGACGUUGGGACAGUAGCUUCUUUAUUGCAAGGCGGUGCAGAUAUCAAUCUUGCAGACAAAACUGGAUUGACGCCUCUCAUCACUGCAGCAAGGUUUAACAGGCCAGAGGUGGUUAGGCUUCUUCUUGAAAGAGGAGCUGAUCCUCUUAUAGGAACUGAGUCUUCGGUUUCACCACUUCACGAAGCUGCCAGAAGGGGCUUUAGGGAGAUUUGUAGUCAUCUGUUGAAUGAUUCUAGAAUAAAGGCUACUACUGUAAAUUAUGGAAGUUUUUCGCCUUUGCACAUGGCCUGCGUAGGCGGAGAUCGAGCCACAUGUGAGCUGAUCUUGAACCAUGGCGCCGACAUCACCUACACUUCGAGGAUAACUAAGAAUACGCCACUUCAUUUUGCGGCUUGGAAGGGAUACCAAUACAAUUGCGAACUUCUUAUCAAAGCAGCUUCCAGGACGCUGUCCUCUGUAAGCGACUAUAUUAAUAUAAGAAACAGGGAUGGGGAAACAGCCUUCCAUAUUGCGUGCAUGAGAGGAAAAGUGAAUGCAGCUGAACUUUUUCUACGUCACGGGGCAGACCCUGAUUCGUAUAGUUGGUUGGACAACACGUCACCACUUCAUCACGCAGCCAAAUGCGGCUUUGUAGAGUUGGUGGAACUUCUCAUCUUGUACGGAGCAGCCGUUGACUCAAGGGAUAGCAAUUUAAGCACACCAUUGCACAGCGCUGCUACAUUUAAUCACGUACGAAUAGUCGACCUACUUGUGGAGAAUGGAGCAGAUCUAGAGGCCAAAGACCAGUUAUCGAUGACUCCUUUUCUGUUAGCUGUGAGCCAUGGAGCAUGCCACACCGUGAAAGCUUUAUUGGACCGCGGAGCAGACAUUACUACAGUGGACUCUUCCUUGAAUAGCUGCCUUCAUUUGGCAGUAAUCUUCAAUAGGGCAGAAAUAGUGCAACAGUUAUUAAAAAGAGACGGAGACAAACUGAUAAAGUGUAAGGACAAGGACUUGAAGACGGUAUUUCAUUUGGCAGCUGUUCUGGAAGAUCCAAAGAUCCUGGAAAUUCUCGUUCAAGAGGCCCAGAAAAAGGAGGAACUUUUUAGCCUACGGGAUGCAGAUGAACGAAUGCCUAUUCACAAUGCCGCUGCAAAUGGAUCCUUAAAUUGCUUGCGCGUUCUCGCCGUUUGCCCUUUUCUGGUAAAUGAGAGAGACAAUGGAGGAAGUACGCCUCUUCAUUUAGCUGCCAGUAACAAGCAAACCGAGGCAUGUGAACUGUUAGUCCUAAAGGGAGCUGAAGUGACUUCCAUUGAUACACACGGCCGUACGGCUCUUCAUUUGGCUGUCAAGGCUGGUUCUUUGAAAACAGUCAAAAUUGUACUUAAUUACCUUUUGGUGAGCACACUGGAGGCGAGAGAUGAAGAUGGGAACACUCCUCUUCACUUAGCCUGCAGAUAUAAUCGCCUUGAUAUUCUUAACUUCUUUUUGGACAAAGGAGCUGAUGUCACAGCUUUAAAUAACAGAAAAAUGACUUGCCUUGAUACUGCUAUUGAGUGGGAAGCCAAAGAUGUUGCCACGACACUCAUGAGACACGAAAGGUGGCAAGAGGUGCUUCAGUGCUCACCAGUUGUUAGUGUUCAUCCGAUGGGAAAACUAAUCGAAAAACUUCCAGAUGUGGCAGAAGUUAUUCUCGAUAAAUGCAUCACCUACAGUCCACACCCUCCGUCUCACGAAGACUUUUCUGUCACAUUUAACGUGGUUCAGUUAGAUCCUGGGCCUGAUUGUCACAGUUACUUCGGUCCAGCUUCCAUGGCAAAACAUCGAAGAGAAAAAUUGCUCAAUCACAGUGUCACUCAAGCGUUGUUGAGAUGGAAGUGGCUAAUUUUGGGGAAGUUUGUCUCCUUGAUUAACGCUGUUGUAAUGGCCGCUUAUGUCAUCCUUCUCUCGUGUCUCUUUGUCAUAGAGAGGGACAAAAUCAAUUUUUUAUUCACCUCCUCUGAAAAAACAACUAGCGAAGGUGUCAAAAUCAAAUCGUCGUUUGAGUUGACAGUUCCUUAUGUUAUACUAGCAUUUUUGAUCGUGCAGCUCAUCAAGGAAGUUAUUCAAAUGAUUUGGCAGCGGUUCUCCUACUUCAGGGAUAUCACAAACUUGUUAGAGUUGGUAAUGUACGUAUUGGUGUGGAUUUUCAUACUUCCUCACAUGACUGAGAGAAAUAUAUACAACACAAAGACUCAAUGGAUAGCUGGUAUACUUGGGCUUCUCCUGAGCUACAUAAAUUUUACAUUAUCUCUUCGUCGCUUUGGUGGACUUGGUUUGUAUGUCACAAUGUACGUGGAGGUUCUGCGCACAUUUCUGAGAGUGAUGUCCACUUUCAUGAUUGCCCUAACUGGAUUCACCUUGGUAUUUUAUGCCUUGCUAAAAGAACAGGGUAAUUUCUCAACUUUCUGGUACGCUUUUGCAAAGAUCUACGUCACAUUGGCUGGUGAAUUAGACUACUCAAAUAUGUUGGUUGACAACAUUGUGAACAACAACACAGUGCCUGGAACAAAUAUUCCAUAUGUUCCUCUGCCAAUACUCACUACCUGCCUGUUCUUAGCAUUCGUAUUGUUGGGUAGUGUUGUGCUCGUCAACUUGCUGGUUGGUUUGGCGGUUGGAGAUAUCGAGUCUAUUCAGAGGACAGCAAGUUUACGAGCUUUGAUAGACCAAGUGCUAUUAGUUGACGACAUCAUGAAAUCCUAUCCAAGUUUCAUUCUUCGAAAGAUCUACAGGAGCUCGUUGAAAAUAAAACCAAACGAAAACAGUUUCAUGAAGUGGGUCACUCUAUCUGCUACUGAUAUAACAGGAAGUGAUUUUGUGGACAUGCUGCUAAACGGCGCAUCUAGUGGGAUCUCUAGUGAUGGCUGCCAACAGCUACAGUUGCGAGAGGAAAGGCAAGAGGAAAUGAUGCAAAAACUUCAGGCCACUGUGGAAGCACAAGGAAAAUUUCUUAAGGCAAUGGCUGACAGAUUGAAAAUCACAGACUAUGAAUAAAAGGCUAGUUGAUCACAAAAAAUUUAAAUAUGAUAAAAUGAAGUAAUCGCUCUGAUAAAGGAUCGACUCAACGUCGUCAGUACUUGAUUUUAAAUGUACGCAGUUUGUUCGACAAGUUUAUUUAGUUUCAAAGACGUUCAAGCAAUUUCAACACAUUAUUGUUAUUUUAAAAGCGACCAUAUGACAAAAGAAAUUAGUCCAACACCAUCUUCUUUGGUAUUUUGAAUGUUCCAUUUUUAUUUCUGUUAUCACUGUGCAUUUUGUAGAGAGUGUAGAAAAAUAAAGAAUGCUGAAACUGCUAGGGUUGCUUGCUUAGUUAGUAAUCAGUUUUUUUUUUUGCUUUUAUUUCUCUUUGAAUGUUGUCAUAUCGAGAGUGUACUAUGAGAAUUCAGCGCGUACUUAUAAACACCAUCUCGUGAUAUCGAGUCCUCAUGUAGACAUAAUGUACUACAAUUGACAUUACAGUUCGUAAAAUAUUUUGACCACUAACAAGAUAUAUAUUGUUCUUAAAAUGUCAACUGACAGAAAAUGCCUUGGCCAUAACUGGGAAAAUUCCGAACUAAUUUUCUCUCAAAACCCUGAGAGCACUGCCAUGACUGUUUAGUCUUCGUCUCGUUCAAGAUGUGAGAUCGUUUUACCGGCGUUGCAGAGCAAGACGUCAACAAGCCAUAUCAGAAAACGUUGAAAAGUCAGUUGUAUUAUUGUGAGGUCGGUAAGGUAUUCGCAAACCUUUUGCAAUAUGGAAUAUCGAGAGAUAGAUAAAUGAAUGAGUUAAUGAUUAAAUGAGUGACUAAGUAGAAUAAACUAGUACACACUAGUAUUACUAGGAGGAAUACUUCAGUCUAUUGAGAAUAA